This is a messenger RNA of Eimeria necatrix, 2106 nucleotides long. RefSeq names its product CBS domain multi-pass transmembrane protein, putative. Gene Ontology annotation, cellular component: intracellular membrane-bounded organelle. Lineage: Eukaryota; Apicomplexa; Conoidasida; Eucoccidiorida; Eimeriidae. The record is from RefSeq and is a predicted model, not a curated record. Gene Ontology annotation, biological process: magnesium ion homeostasis. The transcript has 8 exons. Bases 1 to 2106 code for a protein of 701 amino acids.
AUGGCGGCGCGCACCAGCUGCACAUCAACUACAGCAGCAGCAAAAAACCUACAGAUAGCAGCGGCGGCUGCUGCUUCUGCGGCAGCAGCAGCAGCGUCUGCUGCUUCUGCAGCAGCAGCAGCAGCAACGCCUGCUGCUUCUGCAGCAGCAGCAGCGCGUGCUGCUUCUCCUGCUCCAACAGCAGCGGAGACCGCGCCUUUGCCGCUGCAGCGCCGACAGCAGCAGCAACGAAGCUGCAGCAGAAGCAGCAGCAGCAUACGGAAGUCAGUGGAGCGAGCUGCAGGGAGCAAGACGAAGACUGCAGCAGGAGGGGCAGCAGCAGGAGGGGCAGCAGCAGCAGAGGCAGCUGCAGCGGCAGCAGCAGCACAUGCAGCAGGGCCUGGCCCAAUGGAGGUCUUUCGCCACGGCCGCCCGCAUGCCCUUCUGCUGGUGCAGCUGCUGGUUUUGCUGCUGCUGCUGCUGCUGCAGCCCUCAGCAGCAACUCACGCGGAAGCAGCAUUCGACUGGCUAGAGACAUCAGAGCUGCUGAGCCCACAGGCAGCUGCAGUUGCUGCUGCUGCUCUCAUCGACCGCGACAGCAGCUCGCUGCUGCUGCAGCAGGAGCAGCAGGAACAGCAUGAACAGCAGGAGCAGCAGGAGCAGCAAAGCCUGCUGCUGCAGGCAGCAGCAGCCCGCGCCGAUGAGCCAGCGCAGCAGAAGGAGCAGCAGCGGGAGGGCCGGGGAGGAACCUCUUCGAAGAGUUCUUCUGCGCCGUCCGCGGGCCACAACUCCAAAGACAGCAGCAGCAGCAACAGCAGCAGCAGCAGCAGCAGCAGCAGCAGCAGCAAGAGGCCCGCAGCGCAGCCAGACGCAGCCAGCGAGGCCCCACGCACUUGGCUGCUGAUUUGCUGCAGCGCUUUGCUAGUUUGCUUCGCGGGCAUUUCCAGCGGCCUCACUACGGGCUUCAUGGCCUUCGACGAGCUGCAGCUGCUCGUGCUGCAGGAGACCGGCACCGAGACCGAAAGAGCCCAGGCGCGGAAGGUGCACGAGCUGCUGUCGCGGCGGCACCAGCUGCUGGUGACGCUGCUGGUGGCCAACUCGCUGGCCAUGGAGGCUCUUCCUCUUUUUCUUGACCGCCUCGUCUCUCCUUUGCAUGCAGUUCUUCUCGCGGUGACUCUCAUUCUCUUCUUCGGAGAAAUUCUCCCCCAGGCCGUCUGCACCGGCCGCAGCCAACUCGCAGUCGCCGCCCUGAUGGCGCCGCUGGUGCGGCUGCUGCUGGUCACUUUCUCCAUUGUGGCCAUCCCUGUUGCUGCGCUGCUGGACCAUUUGCUGCGCCCUUCGCAUGCAGCAGCUUUCUAUGGGAGGAAUCACCUCAGAGCACUCAUUGGGCUGCACCAGAAGGGCCGCCGGCGGCUGCUGCGGGAGGCCUCCAGCGAAGACAGCGGGGGGGCCUCGAGGGCCUCCGGCAGCCGCGAGGAAGCUGCCAGCCCCUGGCUCAACAAAGACGAAGUGAUGGUCAUUCAGGGGGAAGCUGCUUGGCGCUGCAGCAGAGAGAUGGAGGAGCUGCAGCAGCAGCAGCAGCAGCAGCAGCAGCAGCAGCUUUUAGGCGUUGGGGUCGAGCGCCACAACAUCCGUGGCAUUCUGCUUGUUAAGAGCCUCAUUUGCGUGGACCCUGGCGCAGGACUGACUGCGCGGUGCCACUUGGCCUUUGUGACUCCGGACUUUCUUGCUUACGGGGAGGCCUGGCGGGACGGCCGGCCGCCCCCGCGGGCCGCCAACUUGCUGGGCAUUGUGACGAUGGAAGAUGUGCUCGAGCAGCUCAUUCAGGCCGACAUCCUCGACGAGUUCGACGGCCGAAAGGCGCGCCCCGCUGCUGCUGCUGCUGCUGCUGCUGCUGCUGCUGCUGCUGCUGCUGAUACUGAUGAUGCUGCUGCUGCUGCUGCUGCUGCUGCUGAUACUGAUGAUGCUGCUGCUGAUGAUGAUGCUGCUGAUGAUGAUGCGGAUGUUGCUGGUGAUGGGGAUGGUGAUGAUGGUGGUGGUGAUAGUGAGGAUGGUGGUGAUAGUUGUGGUGCUGCUGCUGCUGCUGCUGCUGCUGCUGCUGCUGCUGCUGAUGUUGCUGUUGCUUGA